UGUAAUGUAUUGAGUGUUUGUUUGUAUCAAUGUUUGACUGUCUGUCCAAUUGUGAGCUAAACGUGUCAUCAAUUAAUUGUAAACCGAUUUAAUUGUCAUCAAUCAAGAUAUAUGAAGACAUGAGUUAUAGUGAUAGUAAUAUUGUCAUCGACGUGAAGACAUGGAUGAGGAAGUAAUUGAAUGGUUUGUAAGACACGACAAGUGUAUGAAAGAUGAUUAACAACAUAUGAUAUAUAAGAUAGAAGAAAAAGAAGACACAUUGAUAUGAAAGAUAGAUAGAUAGGUAGAUAAGGAUGUAUUAAGACAUAUGAAGACAUCUAAUGGAAAGAAUGACAGCUUUAGAGACAGAAAGUCAUGAAUUGGAUUUAUCGGUUGCAAAGUGUUUAAAAAGAGGCAAAAGUGAUAAUCUUUCAACGGGUUCGGUAUCAUUGGAUUCAACUCAUGCCUUAAUACCUGCACCAAGUAGUAUGUCAUCGUUGUUAUCAAUGAGUCAACACUUAAGGUUAUUGGAUAACCCAAUGACAGUAUCGGCCAUAUCAGCGGCCACUGCGAUGUCUCACUUGAUUGACAUGAAUACAGCUUUCGGAAGUGGUAAAUCAAAUGAAAAUAAUUUAAUGAGUCGGACAAGUAGUUUAAGUCAAAAUAUAUGUUUAAUUUGUGGGCAAAUAAGUGGUGAUCAAAAUGAAUUGGAAAGCCAUAUGUUACGCCAUUCAUUAGAUAUGAAUACAUUGGAGAGUCUUAAAUAUGGGUUUAAUGUAAAUCAAAUUCACGGACUAUUUAUGUCAUCAAAAAAACAAAAGUCAAAACAUUUGAUUGCAAAUAGUGAACACUUAGUUGAUAUACCAUUGAAGAAAUCAUCUGAAAUAAAGAAAGAAUGUUUACCAACGAAAAGCGAGGACAAGAGUAGGAGUGAAUCGCUGAAUACCAAUGCAUUUCCAUGUAGUUCCUGUCAUAAGACAUUUGCCACAGAAGUCGACCUAAAGGCACAUUUGAUGAGACAUAUGACUCAACAUCCUUUUGUAUGUCUGGCCUGUGGUAAAGGAUUUAAAUACGAGCACUCAUUAAACUUUCACAUCAAGUCAUACCAUAAUAAUAAUAAUAAUAAUAAUAAUAAUAAUAAUAACAGUAUUUGUUUAAAUUCAGAUAAGAAUAUCAAAGAAAAUAGUGAUAUAUUAACUGAAAAACAAAUGUCUAAAGAUUGUGAUUUAAGAGAUGAUAAUAUAAGUGACAAAUGUAUGAAUGAGUCGAUUGAUGAUAACAGUUUGAAUGACAAGAUCGGUGAUGAAGAUGAUAAUAAUAACAAUAAAACGGUUGAUGGACACAAUAAUGUGAAGAAUAAUGAGAGUGACCAUCAAAAUAAUAUGAUUGUCAGUGAUGGACACAUGGAUUUGGCGUUUGGUGCGCCUCCGUUUAAUUUGGGUUCACGAAGUAUUGAAAUUAAAAAUGAAAAACUAUUGAUAACAAUGUUAGAGGGCAUACAUCCCGUUACUGAGCAGAGUUAUGUGUUGUACAAGUGCUGUCUCUGCGGGUUUGCUUUUCCGAGCUUAGAGCCAAUUGUGUUGCACCUGCAGACCAGUCAUUUGAAUACAAGCAAAGAGUUUACUUGUGAUAAAUGUGGGGCUAAUUUCAAAUGGAGAAGUGAAUUGACUCUUCACGAACAGCUUCAUAAAGCAAUGGAUCAAAACGAGACUAAUGGUAAUCAUCUUAUGAAUCCAAGUUUGGUAUCAUUAAUGCACAGCAAUAGCAAUACAGACUUUGGAGGACAUAAUAUGUCGACAAAUGAAUCGUUUGAGAGCAACAAUAAUAACAUUUUUGUUAAGAAUAGAAAUAUUAAUUAUAGAGAUAAAGAUAAAGAUAAUAGUGAACUAAAGCAUAUGAAAAACAAUUACAGAUCACACAAAAAGUUUAUUUUACAGACAAAACAACAACAAAUUAGACGUAACAAAGAUCUGUUAACACAACAUCAUAAGCAACAACAACAUAAGCAUCAACAACAACAACAAUCACUAUCACCACCACAUACUUGUAAUGUCGACCAAAAUAUUAUAGAGUUGUCUCAAAAGUUUCCACAAACAAUGGGUGAUAUUGAAGAAACAUCUCCGGGACAGUUCAAGUGUCGAUUUUGUGACAAAACGUUUGAUCGGAUAUUUUCAGUUCACAGACACGAAAGAGUUCACACAGGGUUUAAACCGUGUAUUUGUAAGACGUGUGGCCGCGGUUUCAGUGAAAAAAGGAAUCUCAGACAUCAUAUAAUCCGUUUUCAUAGCGAUGGCAGUGGAAGGGAGUUAUUGAAGAGGAAUAGAAAAGACAAGAAUAAUGGCAAUAAUGGUAGCAAUACUACUACUAUCUCUAGUAAUAGUAAUAGUAAUAGUAAUGGUAAUAAUAGUCAGCAAAAAGUAGCGACUAAUUUAAAAAAGGUUGCGCUGAAGAUAUUGAAUGCUAAUGAAAGUGUUAGUGUUAUGGAAGACAAUGAAGAGGUAAUGAGCGAAGAUAAACAAUAUAUAGGCGAUGAACAUAUUAAUAGACAGACAGACAAAGAGAUGACUGAAGAGGAAAAUGUAAACAUAAUUAAAGAAUGGGAAGAAAUUGAAGACAAACUUAAUAACAAUAGUAAUAAAGACACGAAAGAAAUUUGCGAUAAGUUGUCCGAUUGUAAAGCAGAUACGACUCAAAUGAUUAAUUUGAAUCCAUCAAAGAGAAGACGAAAAGGAAAACCUUUAAAAAAGAUUAUUAAAACCCAAGAGUUUUCUAGUGAUUCUGAUUGUCUUUCAGGAGAAGAGAACAAAGUGAUGAAUAUUGAAGAGAAAAUUAAUAAAAUAAAACAAGAGAACUAUGAACAAGAAGUAGAAGAUAAUGAUGAAAAUGAAGAAGAUAAAGAAGAGUCAGUAUUAAUGGCUGAUAAUGAAGAACCAGAUAUUAAUCCAAAUGACUUUUUGGAGACUAAACUUCAAUGUCACGGAGCAUUCUUUUCGUCUUAUAAUCCAAGGUUAGGAGUGGUGGAAAAGCCAGUUAAACGACAAGAGGCAUGUCGUCCACUGAUGGGUCCCGACGGCAAACUUUUAUAUCCAUGUAGUUAUUGUAACAAAACGUUUUGUUCGCUUUCAGAUCUCAAUCGUCACAUGAAUUUUCAUGAAGACGUGCGACCAUUUAAAUGUGAUUUUUGUGAAUAUCAGAGUCGCACCAAUAGUCAGCUUAAAGUUCAUAUGAUGAGACACGCGGGUAUUAAACAAUAUUUAUGUCAGAUCUGUAACUAUAACGGUGUGACACAAUCAGAUCUGAACCGUCAUUGUAAGACCCGAUCACAUGCCUUAAGAAGCGCUAAUAUAUGUCCUCUUUGUUCGCUUGGAUUUGCGACACAAACUCUACUCGACGACCAUAUUCUCAAAUUUCACGAGACAUCCGAAUCGGCCAACAGUUGCGAUAAGAGUGGACAACAAAAUACAACAAACAAUAAUGAGCUUUCAUUUUCAUCAAAACAAUUUUCAGUCAAAGAAAUUUUGAAUUAGAGUUUGAUUUGUCAUUAGAUAUCAUACUUUAGUAAAUUAUAUGAUUAAGAGUUAUAUUUAAUUAUUUUAUUUGAUAUGAUUUGAUAUAUUUUACAUUUAAUAAAGAGCUGAAUAUUUAUUGCUUUUAUAUACCGUAUAUUAUACAGUA
Messenger RNA from Oppia nitens, 3654 nucleotides. Its product is annotated as zinc finger protein 91-like. Gene Ontology annotation, cellular component: nucleus. Bases 321 to 3506 code for a protein of 1061 amino acids. The record is from RefSeq and is a predicted model, not a curated record. The transcript has 7 exons. NCBI's taxonomy places the organism in Eukaryota, Metazoa, Arthropoda, Arachnida, Sarcoptiformes, Oppiidae.